This is a messenger RNA of Anopheles darlingi, 2061 nucleotides long. Its product is annotated as elongation of very long chain fatty acids protein 7-like. The transcript is spliced from 6 exons. Gene Ontology annotation, biological process: very long-chain fatty acid biosynthetic process; fatty acid elongation, saturated fatty acid; fatty acid elongation, monounsaturated fatty acid. Lineage: Eukaryota; Metazoa; Arthropoda; Insecta; Diptera; Culicidae. Bases 598 to 1470 code for a protein of 290 amino acids. Gene Ontology annotation, molecular function: fatty acid elongase activity. The record is from RefSeq and is a predicted model, not a curated record. Gene Ontology annotation, cellular component: endoplasmic reticulum membrane.
CAGAACGCCGGUCGCAUAUGGAGUUGGCUGACCGAGCCCCGGAGUGAAGAAACUCCAAAGAACCAACACAAACCAACCCAGAAAACGGUAGGUAUGGCCGUUAUACACGAAGUUGGUUUUCUAACGUUACGAUGAACGUCCGAAUCCAACGAACACAAACCGGCUAAAGGAGUGGUGGUGAUCUGGGACCACCGACCAUCGUUACAAGACUCGUGAUUGUCGAACUAACUGUUGUACGGCGAAAAAAUGUCUUCGUUUCAACAUAAUGUACUUAUAACCGGCCCAUGCCUACCGGUUGGGCUCAGUACGAGCCAAACACUGCGACUGAACUGAUGUCCGUUGGUUGAUACGCAGAAAACCGUGCGACUUUCGAGUGGUAGGACUGUGCGUGCGUGCGUGCAAGUGAUCCGCAAACUGUGUCAAAAAUAGUGGGGAAAAGUAAGACGGACAGCCAGUGAGUCGGCAGCAGACGAUGAAAUUGGUAGCAGCCUAGUUUUUUGUCCCUAGAAGUACUUUAGUUCUUAACUUGCCUUUGGAGGUGACGACGCGAUACGGACGCUCUUCUCCAUUAAACCGAUCGUUAGGAGCAACAGCAACAUGGACCUGUACCAGUAUUAUUUCUACGAAAAUGCCGGUAAGAAUCGUGAUGUCGGUGCGACGACCAUAAAACGAUGUCCAUCAAACAAGAACCCGGCCCCUUCUUUUCUUAUUCUUGUAGAUCAACGAACCAAAGACUGGUUUCUGGUGGGGUCACCGAUGCCGAUGGUCGCUAUCAUUAUUUGCUAUCUGGCACUCGUUUACUACAUCGUGCCAAGAUAUAUGCGCAACAGAGAGGCCUAUCAGCUGAAAACCUUCAUGGGAGCCUACAAUCUGUUCCAGGUCCUGUACUGCAUAUUUCUAAUCACACGGUUGGUACAAGCCGGUUGGAGACCGUACUACUUCUACAAAUGUGUCGAGACGGACUACUCGUACGAACCGAAGGCAUUGCUGAUGGUCGAGACCACUUGGUACCUCAUGAUGAUCAAACUGUUCGAACUGCUCGAGACGGUACUGUUCGUACUCCGCAAAAAGCAGAACCAAGUAACGCUGCUGCACGUGUACCAUCACAUCAGCACCUUCGUGAUAGCGUACAUCUACACCAAGUACAUCGGAGGAAGCAUGUUGACCUUCUCGAUUGUCGCUAACUGUAUCGUUCACAUCAUCAUGUACUCGUACUACUUCAUGUCGGCUUACGAUGUGCCCCUAUUCAAGUUCCUGGUCGCUAAGUACAAGAAGUACAUUACUACAAUUCAACUGAUCCAGUUCUGUCUCAUCAUGGCCAACAAUCUGUUUGGCCUCAAUCCAAGCUGCAACAUCUCGCACCCCUUCCUGGCGAUGUACAUCCCGAAUAUUCUCAUUCUGACGUAUCUGUUUGGCGAUUUCUAUAAAAAAUCUUAUGGCAAAUCGAAAUCAACUAAGAAAGCUCAAUGAGUGCUGGGCCGAAUGGAAGAUGGACCCGUUUUGCAAAUGGAGCCUUCGGGCCGCCGGUGGGCGGAGUGAAAUAAUAAAUCGAUUUCGACUGCUGCUGGCGAAGGGCGUAUAGGCCAACCUACGCAACCAGCUCUACGGAAAUGACGCAGCGGUGGUGGAAGAAUGGAUAUCGUUUCAAUGCCUUAGAGGGAAAGCUUUAACAAAUGUGAUGGAAUUAGACUAUCUGAGUCGCGAAUAGUGCGGGCACUACUAAUGCCGCUGCUACUGCUGCUGCUACUGCUGCGGGAUGAUACUUUUGGCUAUUGAUUCGUUCUGUAGGUUCUGUACACAGUACGCGAGAGCCAUGGAUGAUUACGAUGACAUUUUGCAUACGCUUUGGGAGCUCCAAGUUCCACUUAAUUUUGUCCGUACCGAGAGUGAUCAGCUCAGGGGAGUAAAACAAAGAAGAGCUAAUCAUAUUCUAACACAAUCUGUAAGUUAAAAAUCAAAAUUGCGAAUCAAUGAAUCAAUUACUAGGUAGCGGACUAUGAUAACAAUUUCAACUACAACGAUUUUAAACCAAUAAAACCUGAAGAUACCUUCAAAUGUGGC